This is a messenger RNA of Verruconis gallopava, 2244 nucleotides long. RefSeq lists its product as uncharacterized. Gene Ontology annotation, biological process: transmembrane transport. The transcript is spliced from 2 exons. Gene Ontology annotation, cellular component: fungal-type vacuole membrane. Gene Ontology annotation, molecular function: transmembrane transporter activity. The record is from RefSeq and is a predicted model, not a curated record. The coding region runs from base 446 to 2032 and encodes 528 amino acids. Lineage: Eukaryota; Fungi; Ascomycota; Dothideomycetes; Venturiales; Sympoventuriaceae.
GAAUCCUUCUGCAACGUUUCGUCUUUUUCAGGAAAAUCUACGCCACCGCGUUGUCUCUCCUUACGACAUGUUGACUCAGGUCCCCGGCGGCGUCGUCCGACGCACCACGCUUGGCCGGUUCCGAAGAACCUAACGCCAGCUGGCUCAUGACCGCAAAAUCUUUCCCCAUUACAUCGAAAAUGACGGAAAAGGAUAGAGAUUCUGCACAAUGUAUAAGUGUACCCAAACCUGCACACUCACACUUGCACGCCAGUAAAGUAAUAAAAAACCAACCUGCGUGCUCCACCGAAUAUCGGAGUUGGGGAAGUGGAGUACAGCAAGCAGCGCCAACAUACGACAUGAACAUUUUAGUCACAUAUUGCUCGCAAAACUCCGAUCCAGCGCGCAUAAUUUUUCUGCCACAAUUUUCUUCAAUUUCACUCUCAACUUAAAGUUAAAGCUGCGAAUGACCAGACCGCUCAACGGCAGCAAGCCAGGGCCAAUUUCACGAACAGUCUCGUACAGGAGCAUCGCUGCUCCCAGGUCUACACACGUCAAUGACGAAUGCCGUGACAGCUUCUCCACACUAAGCUCCAGUUCAUCGGCUGAGCCUGACUACCCCGGAGAAGCAUGGAUGGAGAAAGAAAAUAUAGAUACGCAAUCUUUCCGUGCUGAUGUAGAGAGCCUUAGAACCAAAGAGGCGAGCGAGUCUCAGAGCCGUCCUACGCAGCUAUCUCUGAGCCUCGCUCCAACCUCGCAAUGGCAGGUCGCACCGGCUCCUAGUAUUCCCAGCGCUGAUGGCGACGCAACCUAUCCCGAGGGUGGCCUCAGGGCAUGGCUUGUGGUCCUCGGAUCUUUCUCUGGUAUGAUGGCCGCCUUUGGUUUCAUGAACACCAUGGGUGCAUUCCAAACAUACGUCAGCCAGAACCAAUUGAAGGACUAUAACGAGUCCACCAUUGGUUGGAUCUUCAGUUUCUUCGUCUUUCUCUCCUUCUUUUGUGGACUUCAGAUCGGACCGGUAUUUGAUGCCAAGGGCCCAUUCUGGCUCAUUAUGUCCGGAAGCGUACUCCUCACGGCUGCGACCCUUUUGCUCGGGUUAUGUCACGCCUACUGGCAAUUCAUGCUCGUAAUUGGUUUGAUGGCUGGCUUCGGUGUCUCUUUAAUCUUCACACCCUCUGUAUCUGCUGUUGGUCACUUUUUCCUGGCAAAGCGCGGCGCGGCAACUGGCAUUGCAGCCAUGGGUGGCUCUGUUGGCGGUGUCGUCUUUCCGCUGACGCUGCAAACUUUGAUUCCAAGAAUCGGAUUUGCCUGGGCCACACGAGUAAUGGGUCUAAUCAUAGGGAUCUUAUGUCUCACUUCAGUCGUCCUUGUCCGUUCAAGGCUUCCGCCCAAGCCUGGUAGCUCAAUCCUACCAGACAUCAAGAUUUUCAAGGAUCCUGCCUUCGCAUUCGUCACAACUGGCGUCUUCUUUAUGGAAUUUGCCCUGUUCAUUCCUGUAAGCUAUAUAUCAAGCUUCGUCGUUGAAACGCAAGUUGAAAACGCGCAACGGUUCGGAUACCAGCUGUUGGCGAUCCUGAACGCAGGCAGUACACUUGGUCGCUGGCUACCGGGUGUAUUUUCAGAUAGAAUAGGUCGCUACAACUCCAUGAUCCUGAUGCUGGGCUUUUGUUGUUUGACUACAUUGGCGUUCUGGCUUCCAGCCUCGUGGCUACCGGUCGAGAACGGGGUUGCGCAUCCAGCCGUUAAGCCUUUGAUCAUUGUUUAUGCUGUGAUUUUUGGCUUUGCUUCAGGCUCGAACAUUUCGCUGACACCAGUCUGCGUCGGCCAGCUAUGCGAUACCGAGGAGUACGGUCGCUACUAUGCAACUUGUUAUACUGUUGUAUCGUUUGGCACGCUAACAGGCAUCCCUAUUGCCGGCGCAUUGAUUCAGGCGUGUGGUGGCAAGUACUAUGGUGUAGCUCUUUUCACAGGAGCUAGCUAUAUUGUGAGUUUCAUUUGCAUGUUUACAGCUAGGGUUCUCAAGGCUGGCUGGAAGUUGAAGGUCAUGUACUGAAGUUGGAAAAGAGAGCAUGGGGGAAUUUUCCAAUCAGUACUAUUUUAAGGACGUAUUACGCAGGUUUCAUGGAUUGUAAUAUAAACACCAUGCCUAUGGCGUUUCGUCAAAAAGCAACGAAAGCAUAACGAUAUCUGGGUAGCAUAAGUAAGGAUGGUUAAUGAACAGACUAAUGAUUUCUUUCGAGUCGUAUCCGAUUACGACGUCUUUAA